Molecule: messenger RNA, 741 nt
Organism: Heterobasidion irregulare TC 32-1
Lineage: Eukaryota; Fungi; Basidiomycota; Agaricomycetes; Russulales; Bondarzewiaceae
Exons: 2
Coding region: 1-741 (246 amino acids)
Source: RefSeq, a predicted model, not a curated record
AUGGACGAUGUCCACCUGGAGGUCAUGCCACCCCUCGAGACGGAUUAUCCGGCCGAGGCGUCGGCCACGCAUGACAGGGGGGAAUCGAUGCACCACGGGCACCACGAGCACCACGGCGGUUACCACAACCAGGGGAAGCGCGCUGCUUCGGUGCAUCGCGCUUCGGCACACCCUGAAGUGCCGCUGUCGAUGCCGUACAACCCGCACGCUGGCUCCUGGGAUAUCACGCCAGAGCGCCUUCAGCACCACUCUCCCCAGCAGCAGCAGCCGCGUCAGCUUUACAUCGGCCCCAGCCUGACGCGGCCGAAGGGCGCGUCGCUGGCGCGCCAGUGGGCGGCGGACGACGGCGCGACGAUGCCGCCGCCCUCGUCGUGGAGCGUGCCUGCGCAUGGGUCGGCGGAGAUCCCGCCCGCUCGCCCGCAGCCGGCGGCGUACUACGCUUCUCAGCCGGAAACGAUCCCCGCGGGGCACUACCGUCGCAUGGUGCCGCCGACGAAGAUGGAGGUGGAGGGCGCAGGUGCGCCCUACCCUCCGUCUGCUGCUGCUGCUGCUGCUAUGGGCGGGUCGGGGGUUGUAGAGGGAUACGGCGGCGUGCUGCAUGGCGAGCAGACGGGGUCGAGGGGGUACAGCUGGGAAGAGGUGCAGGCAUACUGGGCGUAUUCCCACCAGGACACGGGGAACCCACGACGGUCGGAGCACGAUGCGGUCAAUCAGGGCUACAUCCGCGUCCGCCCUCCCUGA